Microthlaspi erraticum is the source of this 471-nucleotide messenger RNA. NCBI's taxonomy places the organism in Eukaryota, Viridiplantae, Streptophyta, Magnoliopsida, Brassicales, Brassicaceae. The record is from the annotation of a GenBank genome assembly.
AUGACUCCCAAGAGGAAGGAGAAGAGGUCAAUCAAGAGAUUGAGGAGAGUGAGCAUGAGAGCAAUGAGAAUGUGCCCAUGGAAGAGGAGGAGUCAGAGGAAGAAGAGAGAUGAUGCUCUCUUCUCCAUGGACUUUGUGGAGACCAAGUACCCACAUGAUGACACAAUGAGGCUCUUGGGAUCUUUGAGGAUGUGGAGUUGGUCCUCAAGAACAUGCGCUUGGCCAAGUUCUUCUCUUACCGCAUGGAGUCUACAAGGAGCUCACUUUUGGAGAUCUUUUGGGUUCACUAUGGAGAGGGAACCAUUGGGAUAUCAAGGAAGAAGAGCUCCAAAGGUUUGGGCUACAAUCGCUGAUGGAGUAUACUCUUCCUCAAGGUCCAAGGCAGCUCAGAUCAGGAGCCCAGUGUUGAGAUAUGUGCACAAGGCUCUGCCAACACCUUCUUUGCAAGGAAAGCACUGGGACAAUCAAUGA